AUGAAAUUUUAAAAUCCAAAAGGCAUCUUGUCUGUGAUCUUUGUCUAUGCUAUAAUUUUAAGUGAGUAUUAUGUAUUUGUAUUUCAUUAUUUACCUUAUAGAUAUAUCAAUGUAUCAUAUUUAUAAUUAAUAUAGAAUAGUGGAUCCACAAUUUUAAUUGGAAUUGAAUUCACACUCAUUUACAUUAUGAUUCAUUGGGCCUAUAUUCAAGCUUAAAUUUAAUCACCUGGUCAUCCAUCUCCUGAUUUGGUAUUAACAUAUUCCCUUAAUCUUAGGCUAAAAAUUAUCAAGAACAAACAUUAGAAGAAAUCAAGAAUAGAACUAAAAAACAUUCAGAAAUCAUACAAAAAAAAAGAAAACAAAAAUUAAUGAAGAAAUAUGAAUUAGCAAUAGAUGAAGAAGAUGAAAUAUUGUAAUCCAAUAUUAAAUCAUAUCUUAUUUAGUGACAUCAUUUAAGCUAUGUAACUUGAUUCCUAUUGUUUCAAAUGCAAAAAUGUCAAAUAACCCAGAACUCAUCAUUGUAAAGAAUGUAAUAAAUGCAUUCUUAGAAUGGUAUUUUAAAUAAAAUAUAAAUAGGAUCAUCAUUGUCCUUGGGUCAAUAAUUGUAUUGGAUUGAAAAAUCAUAGAUUCUUUUGUUAAUUCAUAAUCUAUGCAUUACUAUGUAUGUCACAAUGUUUUAUAUUCAUCACAAUUGAUCUCUUUGGUGACACUUAAUUAAAAGGAGAUUCAAAAUUCCUUUGUCAAAUGUGUGCAUUAACAUGUUUACUUCUAUGUCUCUCUAUGGGGACACUUUUAGCAUUUCAUUUAUAUCACAUUUCUAAAAAUGUGACUACUGUAGAAUUUCAUAUUGAAGAAAUGAAAACAGACAAUCCAUUUUCAAAAUCUAAGAUUAUUGAUAAUUUUAAAGAACUCUUUGGUACUGAAUAUAUAUAUUGGAUUCUGCCAUUAACCGAAAAAGAAAGUAAGAUUAAAAUUAAACAUGACUCAUUUGAAUUAUGA
Messenger RNA from Paramecium pentaurelia, 999 nucleotides. Lineage: Eukaryota; Ciliophora; Oligohymenophorea; Peniculida; Parameciidae. The record is from the annotation of a GenBank genome assembly.